UUCACACUUUAAGAGGGACUCAGAGAAGUAAGCGCUGAGUUUAUCAAACAGUGUGUGAAGAGCAGUGGGACAUGUAUAGCUCUGUAACUGUUCUUUUAAUGUCCACAUUGGUCACAGUCACCACUUCUGGCAGCGUGAGGUUGGUUGGAGGUAACAGUCCCUGUAAAGGAAGAGUGGAGGUUCUUCAUAAUGGCCAAUGGGGAACAGUGUGUGAUGAUGGCUGGAGUAAAGAUGAUGCUGAAGUGGUGUGUAGAGAGCUGGGCUGUGGGAAGGCAUUACGUGCAGUUGGCAUAGCACAUUUUGGACAUGGAUCAGGACCAGUCUGGUUGGAUGAAGUGGCGUGCAAUGGAUCAGAGUCUACACUGGUGAAGUGUAAAUCAAGUAAAUGGAAUAAUAAUAAUUGUGGUCAUAAUGAAGAUUCUGGAGUCAUCUGCACAGAUCGCCUCCCCAGACUUGUCAAUGGAUCCCACCUGUGUUCUGGGAGAUUAGAAAUACAGCAAGUGAAGACAUGGGUUUCAGUGUGUGAUGCUGGCUUUGACCAGCAGGAUGCAGAGGUUGUGUGUAGAGAGCUGGGUUGUGGGGCUCCUGUACAGGUGCUGGGAGCAGCUGCUUUUGGCAAAGGAGAGGACAUCUGUUCCCAUGACAACGAUGUGGGACUGAUAUGCUCUGGUUACUUAAAGCUUAAACUGGUAAAUGGUUCAGACUCUUGUUCUGGUCGAGUGGAGCUUCAGUAUCUCAGGGAAUGGGGAACAGUGUGUGAUACAUGCUGGGAUAUGAAGGCUGCCAGUGUCCUCUGUAGACAUCUGAAUUGUGGGAUUGCUGUGUCUGUUGUGGGAUCGGACUGGUUUGGAGAGGGAAGUGGUGAAAUCUGGGCUGAUGUGUUUGAUUGUCAGGGGAAUGAAACACAACUCUCACAAUGUCCCAUCUCUUCAUGGAGUCGAGCUGAACAUUCUCAUAGUAAAGAUGUUGGAGUCAUCUGCUCUGAUUCCUCUCUGGCUCUUCAUGAUGGGCGAGUGCGAUUGCCUGGAGACAGAGAGUGUGAGGGGGAAGUGGAAGUUUACAUCCAUCAGGUCUGGAGAAGAGUUCUGCUGGAUUCCUGGAGUCUCACUGAAUCCUCUGUGGUCUGCAGACAGCUGGGCUGUGGCUCUGUGCUGAACUUCUACAGCUCCUCUUCAUUCAGUCCUGAACAGAGUCAUGAGUGUGUGAUGGGCUUCCAGUGUUCUGGGAGUGAAGCUCAUCUGGGGAACUGUAGCUCUCCACAAACUCUCAACUGCAGCUCUACACAACAGCUGUCAAUCACCUGCCUUGGUCCUGGGUCCGUCAGGCUGGUGGGUUCUGGAGGAGAUUGUGCAGGGAGGCUGGAGGUUUUUCACAAUGGCUCAUGGGGGACAGUGUGUGAUGACUCCUGGGAUAUUAAAGAUGCCCAUGUGGUGUGCAGACAGCUGCAGUGUGGAGUGGCCCUCAGUAACCUGCUGGUACCAGCCUGGUUUGGUCCUGGUUCUGGACCCAUAUGGCUGGAUGAGGUGAACUGUGAGGGGAAUGAGUCAUCCCUGUGGAACUGCUCUUCUCAGGUCUGGGGAAAACAUGACUGUCAACACAAGGAGGAUGUAGGAGUCGUGUGUUCAGAGUUCAAAGAGCUUAGGUUGACUGAUGGUUGUAAAGGGAAUGUGGAAGUUUUCUACAAUGGAUCGUGGGGUAAUGUAUGCUUAAAUCAGAUGGACAAAGACACAGCGAGUCUGAUCUGUCAAGAGCUGAACUGUGGAAGAUCUGGCAGUGAACCCACAUAUUCAGUGGAGCUGACAUCUGCUCCUAAUUGGUUGGAUCAUCUUAAAUGUCGAAAGCAUGACAUGACACUGUGGCAGUGCCUUUCUUUACCAUGGGGCAAGAACAACUGUUAUUAUGAUGAGGUGGCCAAUAUCACUUGCUUUGAGGAAGAAAGUAAUGAUUCUCCACAGAGUCAUCUGACAUGUUCUACGUCUCCUCUCCAGAGACAGUGUUCAAAGCAUGUUCCUCUGAGACUGAGUGGAGGGAAGGGCCGGUGCUCUGGGAGGCUGGAGGUGUAUCAUAACGCUGUGUGGGGUUCAGUUUGUGAUGAUCAGUGGGAUAUCAGGGAUGCUCAGGUGGUCUGCAGGCAGCUGGGUUGUGGAGCAGCACUGAGUGCUGAUGGGAAUGCAGCCUUUGGUGCUGGUGAAGGUGUUGUGUGGCUAAACAGAGUCGAGUGCAGAGGGAAUGAGAUUCACCUGUGGGACUGUCCUCUCUCCCUAAAUAACCACACUGACUGCUCACUUAAAAAAGACGCUGGACUCACCUGUGCAGAUUUGUCUGUGUCCACUACUACUGCCCAAAGAACAUCAACUUUUCCUCCAGUUUCACAGACAGAAAGGGGACCAGUGCGAUCAACAUCGAUCCCUCCUCCACAAAUUCCUCCAUCAGAUACUCUCUCCAUCCCUCCAGUGGUUGUGUUUGUUCUGGUAUCUGUGCUCUUACUGAUCUUACUGCCACUCAUUGUACUGAUUCAGCAGAACAGAGUGAUGAGAAGAGGUAUGUGA
Messenger RNA from Xyrauchen texanus (razorback sucker), 2549 nucleotides. Its product is annotated as scavenger receptor cysteine-rich type 1 protein M130-like. The coding region runs from base 72 to 2549 and encodes 825 amino acids. The transcript has 11 exons. The record is from RefSeq and is a predicted model, not a curated record. Gene Ontology annotation, cellular component: membrane. NCBI's taxonomy places the organism in Eukaryota, Metazoa, Chordata, Actinopteri, Cypriniformes, Catostomidae.